GUAGGAGGGGUUGUAGUGACGCUGUUAUCCAAUGGGCACCGGCUUCCUCCGGACGGAGCGCAGCAUCUCUGUCUCAGCGGCACUUUUGCGCCAGACAAGUACGGUCGGCGUCUCACUCAGCAGUGGAGAAGAGGAAGACAGCGGUCCGGGAAUUACUGAGGUGUAUUUGGCGAAGAAGACUCAUCUUUUCCUCUUUUUCCCCCCACCAACACGCGGGUUUUGCAAAGAUGAACGCUGGCUGCGUCAUCUUGGCGUGCACCUUACUUGUGGGCGCAUCCUCGGGGAGUAAGGCAGGCCAGCCCCUCAAACCCCCGUGCAGACCAGGCUUCUCCCAGAACUUCUACACGGUGAUUGUCUCAAGAGACGUACUGCACGGCCAGAGCAUUCUUAAAGAUACCACCCUGUCCAGUGAACGUGUGAAGUUUGAGGACUGCCAGCGCAACAGAGAGGUCGGCUUCGUCAGCAGCGACCCCAACUUUAGCGUGCGGCCCGAUGGGACUGUGUAUGCCGAGCAGGAGGUGGCCAACCUGUCAGAGCCUGUCCAGUUCAUGGUAACAGCCCGGGGGCUCCAUGACCCACACAUCUGGGAGACCACUGUUAAACUGGCCCUGGCUGGACAUCCGCAUCCUUCGCCAUUCACAAAGAUUGGCAUUGAGGAAAUGCUGUCAAGAGUCUGGGACUCACCACCCAGGGUUAUCAAGUUCCUUCGAAAACAUCAGCGAGGCUCCUCUGCCAACGGGCUGAGGCGACAGAAGCGAGACUGGGUCAUCCCGCCUAUUAAUGUGCCUGAAAACUCCAGAGGACCUUUCCCUCAUAUGCUUGUCAGAAUCCGCUCGGAUCAGGAUAAGGAUGUCGGCAUCCGCUACAGCAUCACCGGAGCAGGCGCUGAUCAGCCCCCGAGUGGUAUCUACAACAUAGAUCCCAUCAGCGGCAACAUGUUUGUCACCCAACCUCUGGACAGAGAGGAAAGAGCCUCCUUCCAUCUGCGUGCACAUGCAGUGGACAUGAACGGGAACCAGGUGGAGAAUCCGAUCGACCUGUACAUCUAUGUGAUCGACAUGAAUGACAACAGACCCGAGUUUCAAAACCAGGUGUAUAACGGCUCUGUGGCAGAAGGAUCCAAACCAGGCUCGUCUGUGAUGCAGGUUACCGCCACAGACUCGGACGACUCCACCACAGCGAACGGCAUGGUGCGCUACCGCAUCCUCUCCCAGAGCCCCCACAGCCCCAUCCCCAACAUGUUCACCAUCAACAGUGAGACUGGAGACAUAGUUACGGUGGCAGCCGGCCUGGACAGAGAGAAAGUCUCUCAGUACACCAUUAUUGUCCAGGCCACUGACAUGGAGGGCAACCUGAAUUUUGGACUCUCCAACACAGCCACCGCCCUCAUCUCUAUUACAGACAUCAACGACAACCCGCCUGAACUGACAGUGAGGACGUUUUCCGGGGAGGUUCCGGAGAACAAAGUAAACGUGGUGGUGACCAACCUGACAGUGGUGGACCGGGAUCAGCCCCACAGUCCCAACUGGAACGCAGUCUAUCGCAUUGUCAGCGGAGACCCAUCUGGACACUUCACCAUCCGCACCAAUCCCAUCACAAACGAGGGCAUGCUGACCGUGGUCAAGCCCGUGGAUUUUGAGUUUAAUCGUGCCUUCAUGCUAACUGUGGUGGUGUCCAACCAGGCCCACUUGGCCAGUGGCAUCCAGUCCUCGCUUCAGUCCACAGCAGGCGUAACCAUCUCUGUGCAGGAUGUGAAUGAGCCGCCUGUCUUCCCCGUCAACCCAAAAGUGAUUCGCUUUGAAGAAGGUGUGCCAGCAGGGACCACUCUUACCGUGUUUGCGGCUCAAGACCCGGACCACUUUAUUCACCAGACUGUCAGGUACUCUAAGUUAUCAGAUCCAGCGAACUGGCUGAAGAUUAACAGGACCAAUGGUCAGAUCACCACCAUGGCCCUGCUCGACCGGGAGUCCAUAUAUGUCAAGAACAAUGUGUACGAGGCAACAUUCCUGGCAUUCGACAAUGGUAAGUCUGGUUCGCCUCAAGCCAGCGGGACAGGAACCCUCCAGAUCAACUUGAUCGACGUAAACGACAACGCGCCCGUGCUGAUACCCCGGGAGGCGCAAGUGUGCGAACGAGCACGCCCCAACUCUAGGAUCAACAUCACAGCUUCCGAUGCUGAUGCCGAACCCAACAUAGGGCCGUUUGUCUUCGAGCUGCCUUCUUUUCCUGCAAGCGUUCGACGAAACUGGACCAUUUCCAGACUGAACGGUGACUAUGCUCAGCUAAGGCUUAGGAUUCCCUACCUGGAAGCAAGUGUGUACGAGAUUCCCAUCAUUGUGUCAGACUCGGGAAACCCUCCACUGUCCAACCGCUCUGUAAUCAGGGUCAAAGUGUGUCCGUGUGAUGAUAACGGGGACUGUAGUGCCACGGGAGCCGUGGCAGCUGCUGGCCUUGGCACUGGGGCCAUCAUUGCCAUACUCAUCUGCAUCAUCAUACUACUCAGCAUGGUUCUGCUGUUUGUGGUCUGGAUGAAGCGCAGGGAAAAGGAGCGGCAAGCGAAGCCCCUGCUGAUUGACCCUGAGGAUGACGUCAGGGACAACAUCCUCAAGUAUGAUGAAGAGGGAGGAGGAGAGGAGGACCAGGACUACGACUUGAGCCAGCUGCAGCAGCCGGAGUCUCUGGACCACAUCAUCAACAAGCCGACAGGGGUGCGCAGGGUGGAUGAGAGGCCUGUGAUUGCUGAGUCGCAGUACCCUGUCAGACCCAGCUUGCCCCACCCUGGAGACAUAGGCGACUUCAUAAAUGAUGGUCUGAGGGCAGCAGACAACGACCCCACCGCUCCUCCCUACGACUCCCUGCUGGUGUUUGACUACGAGGGCAGCGGUUCCACCGCCGGUUCUGUCAGCUCGCUCAACUCCACCAGCUCAGGGGACCAGGACUACGACUACCUCAACGACUGGGGCCCCCGCUUUAAGAAGCUGGCUGACCUCUACGGAGGAGGGGACGAUGACUGAGAGCGGCGCCUCGGGGCUGGGUGGGGUUGCAGAUGGGAGAGGCGGGACCGGCUGGAUGGACGUUGCUGUAAACAGCAAGGAGUGGCCAACUACACGACGCAGGCUCCGUGUGAGGAAUGGACCCAUACAUGGGCUGCAUUUGUUUACUCACAGCAACCAGGCCCGCAAACAUGAAUUCUGCUGCAACGCAACUGUAUUCUGGCUUUAUAUAUUUUAAUUUUUUUUUUUUUGUGGCAAAUUUGUAGUGUGAUGUUUCGUUUUUCAUUUUAAUUUUCUUUUGUUAAUCUCUCACUGCGCUGGAUCCGGAUGUCCCAAGGCGGUCAUGAGAGACAGGAGCAGUGAAUUUGUGCUUGGAUUCAUUGUUAAAAAGAAACAAUGUCUCUCGCUUUAGUUUCACACUGAAGAGUAUGUUUUUGGGGAAGACGCUCUCUGACUCUCUCUUUAA
Messenger RNA from Oreochromis niloticus (Nile tilapia), 3459 nucleotides. RefSeq names its product cadherin 4, type 1, R-cadherin (retinal) (gene cdh4). The record is from RefSeq and is a predicted model, not a curated record. The coding region runs from base 228 to 3014 and encodes 928 amino acids. Gene Ontology annotation, molecular function: calcium ion binding; beta-catenin binding; cadherin binding. Gene Ontology annotation, biological process: adherens junction organization; cell migration; cell morphogenesis. Gene Ontology annotation, cellular component: adherens junction; catenin complex; plasma membrane. Lineage: Eukaryota; Metazoa; Chordata; Actinopteri; Cichliformes; Cichlidae. The transcript is spliced from 17 exons.